CCAAGACGGCAACAGGCUAAGAUCCGGCGCACAAUUGUCCGGGUUGCGAAGGGCUAUCUUCCACUUUGGAAACAGCAGAAUGAUUAUCGCGGCGGCGCUACGCCUCGUCCUCGUCCACCUGCUGUUGCUGGUGGACAACGUGCUGUAGUUCUUCCACUAGGUCCUCAAGGAGGUGCGCAGCAUCCGGGACAACUUCAACCACAACCAGACCAAGAUCAAGGAGAUGGUCCUCUGCAAAAUCCAGAGGUUAAAACUAAGGCACAAGUACUCCAAGUCCAGGCGAUGUUGGAUGAGCAGCGGAACAAUAAAAUCUAUCAAGACUUCAUCAGAAAAUCGUGGCAACGAGUCUGGCGGAUGAAGAUGAAUCAUAUGCAAACGCAUCUUCCUGGAAUUUCGCCAUCAGCGUCAUCUAAGGGUCCGCCACCUUCGCCACAAGCACGGCCACCAUCAGCACAGGAGCUACUUGACGAAAGUGAUAGGCGAUAUUGGGAACCUCCAGGUCCGUUUUUACCAGAGACACAUGUGCGGAUUAUUUCUAAGCUAAAUGAGUUAGAAGCAAGCGUCGGCGUGGAGGAGGUCGUGUCGAGAAAUCGGCUCUUGGUUCUGUUAAGGCAAAGGGAAAAGCUGAUGUGGUAGAUAAUUUAGAAAGAUUCACUCUAAGUCAACACGACAAACGCGAGGAUUGGUUUUUAUUUUAUCAACAUUUUACAUUAGAUUUAUUUGGGUCGUGUUUUUCAGUGGCCCUAAGUGAUUACUUCCUGGCAACAAGUAGAGCGGGUGCCUUUUCUUGAUACACAUCGAUCCGUAUCUACUUCUAAUCUCCCUCGACUCCAUGUUUCCCUUGAUUUCGAUCCCAACAAAACGCAGUGUAGUAGCAAGCACGCAGUCUCUCGCGGUUGCUGCCUCCUUGCUCCUCGGCGAACGAGUGACCAGACUUGGGCUUUUUCUGGGAGAGCAAUUAAGUAAUGGUAGGAACAAAGCACUGACCAAUCGCAAUCCUGUAGGAGAUGCCAGCGAAGCCGAUGAAGUUUUUGCCUCAGUUAAGGCUACCGCUGAUGCAUCCCUAGGGCCAUCCCACCUGGCCCUUUUUUUGCUUGAAAGAGGAGUCAGGGACGCUCUCAGGGAUGGGAAAGCGGUAGCUCUAACUCAGCGAUCGAAGGUACGCCGGCUGCUCUUCUAAGGGGAUUGGUGGUCUUCAAUGAGCCAGCGAGGCAAGAGCGCAAUGCUAUAGCUGAGUUUUUCUUUGGUGGAGCGGGGGGCAAGCGCAAUGCUGCAGGUGGUGCUAAUCAGGCCGAUCAAGACGCAAUGACUUUGGGUGCUGGUGCGCCACCAAUAGUAGGAGAGGUGACUCAUAGCCCCACUGCUGCAGCUGGAUUACGGGCUAGAGGGACUGCGAGUGCAGAAAAUGCUGAUACUCCCACCUCAUCAGCAUCAGGAAGUCCAUCCUCGUGUGCUAGUACGGGCACGCCUUUUCUUAAGGCUUCUUCUCCAAAUCCAAAUCCAGCAUCGAUCUCGUGGUGAAGCAUAGUGGACGACAGGCUUCCUUUUUAGGGUGAAGACUUCUGAAAAGGGUGGUCCACGAUGCUUCUCAAGAUGGAUUGCGAUUGGGGCACGCUGCUCUUCUAAUAUUUCCAAAACCAGAACAAACAACACACUACGCACCGAGUCUCAGCGUCCUGCUCUAGACUUAGACCGUGACGGGUUGAAAUCCAAUGAGGAAAUGAAGAGCAUCGCGGAGUGGUGCAAAGUCGAGUUUCCACGUGUGUACCCAAGACAAAUCGAACACGUUCUAGCCGAGUACAACUACCACUUGCCAGAUUGCUACGCGAUUCUGGCGGAGCGACACACUGCACGCGAAAAAACCAUCAAGGAAAGGCGACUGGCAAGGGAACAGGAAGCAAAGGCGGGAUUUUUUGGAUGGAUUUUUGGAGGCGGUGGAGGAAAUCAACAAGUACGGAACACUGCUGGUCCGAGUUCAACGGGGCGUGGUAUCCAAACACCUGUCGGACAACAGCAAACACAAGGACAAUGUGGUCCCUCAGGGGGAGCGUCCUCUUUUAAGGUUCGAUGCAAUUCAUUUUGAAGGAUCAUUUUCUCCGGCUUGCUUCUUCGGGUUCUGGAGAAAUGAAAGCAAGAAAUUAACUUCAAUUUUUGUUGCGCUCUAACUCUUCUUCUUCAUCGUCAGCGACUGAUCAAAAUACAGGAUCACAACAGCCACAACUAGUCGUGGAUUUACAUGAUUGUACUAUACCUCGACACGACCUGUCUCCGCGAUCCUGGCGAUCACAUCUGAGACGCACGCCUGCUGCGCUUCUGCGUGUCCGCAACAGAGAACAAGCGCAAAAAGACUACAGAGUUGCUAUGGAUUUGAACAAAAGCCUGAACUAUGCAGAAGGGACUGUUGUUGUUGAGGAGCCGCGUUCUGGGAGUUGUAUUGCAUCUUCGGAGCCGCGUUCUCGAAGUCAGAGAAGAAUUGCCCCCAAGAACAACUAUCCCCGCACGUCUACAUUGGAAGAAUUUCUGCAAAAUGUAGACGACGAUGAUGACGGAGUCGCUGAGUCUAGUUGUCAAAAGACACAGGAGACGGAUGUUGACAAUGAGAAAUCUUCUUCAGAAGUAGGAUCUAGUAGCAC
This is a messenger RNA of Amoebophrya sp. A25, 2633 nucleotides long. Lineage: Eukaryota; Dinophyceae; Syndiniales; Amoebophryaceae. The record is from the annotation of a GenBank genome assembly.